Messenger RNA from Theileria annulata, 993 nucleotides. RefSeq lists its product as uncharacterized. The record is from RefSeq and is a predicted model, not a curated record. The coding region runs from base 1 to 993 and encodes 330 amino acids. NCBI's taxonomy places the organism in Eukaryota, Apicomplexa, Aconoidasida, Piroplasmida, Theileriidae. The transcript has a single exon.
AUGUAUUCUCUUUUAUUUUUUUAUUUAUACUAUAGUUUUAUCGGAUUUUCUUGUAAAUUAGUUUCAAGCGCUGAUUUCACCUUGAAUUUGGACCAAAAGAGUUCCAAUGACCAAUUGCUAGUUAAUCAUACAUACCAUUAUGGCAUAGCUUCGAUAGAAUUCUUCACUCAGCCAGGCUACCACGCAGUUUCAGUGGUUCAGGGGAAGUUACCAGUGUGGACAGCGGCCCACGAUGAGCGAGUAGAUGAGGCAGUGCUUUACUUUGGAACAGAAGCACUUUCACUCUUAUAUUUAAACGUUACAGAAGGAGGAACUUCUAUGUAUAAAUACUUCGUCAAAGUUAAGGGGAAAUGGGCCGAAGUGCUCGAACCAGUGGCAAACUUCUUCGUCGACAUUGAUAGAACAGCAUACACGUCAGAUGAACUUGAUACCUUUGCAUUGGAUAUCAUGACAAAGUAUAACAGAGAUAUGCUUACACAACAUUUAUUAUUUCCUCAAUCGUACAACUUCGUUAUUGAACCUAUCGACUACUGCUCUCUAGAUAUUCAAAACCCAUCCAGAUACUCCAUCAUGAAACAGACCAUGAUUGGAGCUAUAUUUUCAUAUAUUUUUACACCGAAGAUCGACUUCGGGUUCAGUAAGGUGACUUAUGACGGCCACGUUUUAUGGUCUACUGACACGAAUCGCGUUUUGUGUUCUUCAGUGUGGACUUACUUCAAGGGCGAUUUUGACACUCUGAUUCUAGUAUCGCUGUACGACUUUGUAUCAAAAAAAGCUGCAUUCUUGCACUUUAAGAAGACAGACUCUUUAAUAGUUGCCAGCUCUGAACGUGACUUCCAGAGGCAAAUCGUUAAAAUGACGUCCGCCGAGUACGAUGAAAAGGAUAUUAAGAGUUACAUCAACGGUUAUCUUACAGAACGUGAUUUCGCCUUCAUUUUAUCCCCAAUACUUGCCAUUGUGGUUAUACUCACCGCAUUAAUAAUUACACACUAG